This is a messenger RNA of Argentina anserina (silverweed cinquefoil), 1482 nucleotides long. Its product is annotated as ammonium transporter 1 member 4-like. Bases 7 to 1482 code for a protein of 491 amino acids. Lineage: Eukaryota; Viridiplantae; Streptophyta; Magnoliopsida; Rosales; Rosaceae. Gene Ontology annotation, molecular function: ammonium channel activity. Gene Ontology annotation, cellular component: plasma membrane. The record is from RefSeq and is a predicted model, not a curated record. Gene Ontology annotation, biological process: ammonium transmembrane transport; ammonium homeostasis. The transcript is spliced from 2 exons.
CCUGCAAUGGCGGCCAUCACUUGCUCCGCCACCGACCUCCAGCCACUCCUCGGCCCCAAUGCCACAGCGGCCGCGGAAUACAUCUGUGGCCGCUUCGGUGCCAUGUCAAACAAGUUUGUCGACACGGGCUAUGCAGUUGACAACACGUACCUUCUCUUUUCCGCGUACCUUGUCUUUGCCAUGCAGCUCGGCUUCGCCAUGCUCUGCGCCGGCUUCGUUCGCGCCAAAAACACCAUGAACAUUAUGCUCACCAACGUCCUCGACGCCGCCACCGGCGGCAUCUUCUACUACCUUGUAGGGUUCGCCUUCGCCUAUGGAACUCCCUCCAAUGGCUUCAUCGGCAAGCAAUUCUUUGGCCUCAGCGAUUUUCCUUCCCCUUCUUUUGACUACGGCUUCUUUCUCUACCAAUGGGCCUUUGCCAUUGCCGCUGCCGGAAUCACUAGUGGCUCCAUCGCCGAAAGGACUCAGUUCGUGGCCUAUUUGAUAUACUCAUCUUUCUUGACAGGAUUUGUGUACCCAAUUGUGUCACAUUGGUUUUGGUCUGCCGACGGUUUUGCUAGCCCUGCUCGUGCCGAGAAUCUCUUGUUUGGUUCCGGUGUAAUUGACUUUGCCGGUUCCGGAGUUGUGCACUUGGUCGGAGGCAUUGCCGGAUUGUGGGGUGCCCUGAUAGAGGGGCCUAGGAUCGGCCGGUUUGAUCAUGAAGGCCGGUCCGUGACAAUGCGUGGACAUAGUGGCACAUUGGUUGUGUUGGGAACAUUUUUGUUGUGGUUUGGUUGGUAUGGUUUCAAUGCAGGUUCUUUUAUCAACAUAUUGAAGGUUUAUGGCGAGAGUGGAUCUUCCUAUGGACAAUGGAGCGCUGUGGGACGGACCGCCGUGACAAGUACCUUGGCCGGAUGCGCUGCAGCACUGACUACACUCUUCGGGAAGCGCCUGCUCUCCGGUCACUGGAAUGUCAUUGAUGUGUGCAAUGGCUUGCUUGGCAAGUUUGCAGCUAUCACAUCUGGCUGUUCUGUGGUUGAUCCUUCGGCAGCAAUUAUUUGUGGGAUUAUAGCUGCUUGGGUGUUGAUAGGGUGCAACAUGCUUGCUGAGAAGUUGACGUAUGAUGACCCUUUGGAGGCUGCACAGCUUCAUGGAGGGUGUGGGACUUGGGGGAUUAUAUUCACGACCUUGUUUGCCAAGAAGGCUUAUGUGAACGAGGUAUAUCCGGGGCACCCGGAUAGGCCAUUUGGGUUGUUUAUGGGCGGCGGUGCUAAGCUGUUGGCUGCGCAUUUGGUGCAGAUUGUGGUGGUAGCUGCGUUUGUGAGUGUGACAAUGGGGACAUUGUUUUUCUUGCUGCACAAGUUGAAGCUGUUGAGGAUUUCAUCGGAGGAAGAAAUGGCAGGCGUGGAUGUGACGAGUCAUGGAGGAUUGGCUUAUGUAUAUAGUGAAGAAGGUGCUAUGAAAUCUGGUUAUAUGGCGUCUAAUGGAGGUCCGAAUGUUUGA